AGUGCAGGGGUCUUCUGAAGAGUCUUGACAGAGAAGCGGAUCGAGGCUCUGAGAGGGAAGCGUCGGUGGCGGCACUCGAUCUGGGGAGAAUCUUCUGCUGACUCACCUUUUCCUGGAAAAAUGGACCAUUCUGCCCACAUGGGGAUGAGCACCCACAUGGGGAUGAGCGAUAUGAACCACAGUACUACCAUGCCACCUUCUCAUCAUCACCCAACCUCUUCAGGCUCCCAUGAGUCCAUGAUGAUGCCUAUGACCUUCUACUUUGGCUUUAAGAAGGUGGAAGUAUUGUUUGCUGGUUUGGUGAUUAAUACAGCUGGAGAAAUGGCUGGAGCUUUUGUGGCGGUGUUUUUACUAGCCAUGUUCUAUGAAGGACUCAAGAUAGCCCGAGAGGGCCUCCUGCGCAAAUCACAAGUCAGCAUUCGGUACAAUUCCAUGCCUGUCCCUGGACCAAAUGGAACUAUCCUUAUGGAGACACACAAAACAGUUGGGCAGCAGAUGCUGAGUUUUCCUCACCUCCUGCAGACAGUGCUGCAUAUCAUCCAGGUGGUCAUCAGCUACUUCCUCAUGCUCAUCUUCAUGACCUACAACGGGUACCUGUGCAUCGCGGUAGCCGCAGGGGCCGGCACAGGGUACUUUCUCUUCAGCUGGAAGAAGGCAGUGGUCGUGGACAUCACAGAGCAUUGCCAUUAACCUCAGACUCCAUGGUGUGGCCUUAUCACUGCUGUGGGAAACAGUUCCAGACUGGAAGACAAGAUUCCUCCACCAGUCUUCGCCUCCUCGUCUCCUUACACUACACCACACUACACCACACACAUACACACACCCCUGCUCGACAGAGGGGUAGCUCUGAGCUAAAAUGGUUUCCUAAUGAGCUGAGUUUCCCAUUUCUCUUCAGGUGAAGCCACCCAGGAGAUGUCCUCUGCUCCCCCAUCAUCUUAGAUCCAAAUUACAUGUUCUUAUCUAACCCAGGUAGCUUUUUAUUUGAUGGCUUGGUCACCUGCUUCCUUUUUUAAUCUGUGUUCCUUUUUUUGACAGACAACAUGUGAAUUGGGGUUUUUCCCAGGUCAGUGAUAGAAAGAGAUGAACUUUAGCCAGGAUUGAUGGCAGGUGAGGAAAAUUCUUGCCCAGCUAAACCCAGAACCCAGAUUUCACAUUAAGAGAUAUCUAUGUCCCAGGUCUUUGGACUCAGUGACUGGGAGAUUGUGCCUUUCCCUAGGUGUGACAUGUUGCACUGAACUGAAAUCUUUGUAGCAGGCAGAGAGGUGGUUUGAGGCUCUAUACAUACAGAACCUGAGCUUGCAAGAGUGUGAAUUCUUGGGUGGCUGACACAUCAGCUUGUGUUCCUACAUUCUGAUUAGACAGAAUUAACUAUUUGUCAUUUUAAAAAAAUGACAAUCCAAUCAAUCAGUAACGAUUUAGUACCUUCUUUUGUCACAGCUGGAUGAAACAAGCAUUUAAGCAUUUUCUCCCAUUAUUUUUUUCAUGUGUAUGCCGCUAAACCAGUGGUUUUCAAACUUUAGCAUGCAUCAAAAUCUCCAAGCCUGGAGAGCUUGUUAAAACCCUGGUUGAUGGGCCUCAACCCAGAGCCCCCAAGUUGGCAUUAACAAGUUCCCAGGUGAUGCUCCUGCUGAUGGUCAGAGGACCAUUCUUUGAGAAUCUCUGCUUUAAAUAAACUAAGGGAGUAUCACGUGGUGGCUAAGCUAUCUGGUACUGGGCCUGGAACUCGACUUGCUAUUAGUAGAUGGUGUAUCUGGGCUUAACUCAUAGAAUAAAUGCUGCUGAAUACUCAAUCAUUCCACAAACAUUUAUUCAGCCCCAUUGGGUUUAUAUGUGCCCAGGCAUACAAAGGGCUGUGGCCAAAGUAAUUUUAUUAGCAUAUGUGAAAUCUUUUUAAAGAACUGUAAUUUCGUGGGAAUAGCUUGAAGGUUGAGAAAGACCUUUGAUCUGCAGUGUAAAUCCGCCAGGAAUAGGUUAGAAGGGCAAAGCCCAGCCCUGUCUUGGGAGAGGCUUAGAGUAUGGUGGACUGAUGGCCAGAUUUUCCUUGGCCCCAACAUCCAGGCCCUCUCACCAGGCAGAUCCCUCAUUUUCUGCAUGACUGUCUUUGUUUUGGGGGCUUAAUUAGGUCACAAGUGGCCAAAAAUACUUUCCUCCAUGAAGAAUCACAUUGGAUUUUUAUUCUGUUCAGUUGUUAGUCUACACUGCAGUCUCGUUCCUAGGCCAACCUACCUCUGUAAAGUGACUUUUCUUGUGCUAGUUUAUUAAAUCUUGCCCUCCUUGGUGCUAGACUCCAAUUGUGCCUCAGGGCAGGAGAAACAAAACAGAGGUAUCUCCUUAGGCCUCUGUUGUGGUUUUGAAGUUUGUACUCU
Sus scrofa (pig) is the source of this 2366-nucleotide messenger RNA. RefSeq names its product solute carrier family 31 member 1 (gene SLC31A1). Gene Ontology annotation, molecular function: copper ion transmembrane transporter activity. Gene Ontology annotation, biological process: copper ion transmembrane transport. Gene Ontology annotation, cellular component: membrane. NCBI's taxonomy places the organism in Eukaryota, Metazoa, Chordata, Mammalia, Artiodactyla, Suidae. The record is from RefSeq and is marked validated.